AUGGUUAAGCGAAAGCUGGCUGCAUUGGAGAAGGUUGAGGCAGAUUUGCCCAACCUUCAGCAAAAAAUUCGACGAGAUUCAAAGUCCUACAUUGAAGAUUUCCGUUCCCAAUACUAUCAAUAUGAGAACCACCGUGAAAUUUUCAUGGCAAAUCCAACUUCCACGGAAGCCGGAGGCAUUAUAUCUCUGCGCGAUUUGAUAGAUUUUAUUUCGCACGUCGCAGACUGCUAUCCCGAUAUAACAAAGGACUUCCCGCAGCAACUAACUGAUAUGCUUAUGCAACAUCAUGUGGUUCUGGGCCCGGAACUGCGAGAGAAGAUCGUUGGAAGUUUGGUGCUUCUGAGAAAGAAGGAGAUUAUUGACUCGGUCACGUUGCUUCAUACUUUAUUUCCGAUACUUGUUUCAACGCCUAGCAAGACCCUGCGUCAGUUGUUGUUUCAGAAGAUUCUCUCUGAUCUGCGGACAUCGAAUUCGAAAUCUACGAAUCACAAGCUCAACCGUGCUAUGCAAACGGUUUUGUUCAAUUUGGUUACAUCGGAUCGCACAUCCCCCAAAGCUUUAUGGGCUGUUAAAAUUACUAGAGAGCUGUGGAGAAGGCAGAUUUGGACCGAUGCAAAGACAGUGGAAGUCAUGAAAGAAGCAUGCCUGGCUCAGAACGAAAAGGUUGCCACUGGCGGUGUUCGAUUUUUCCUUGGUGGAGACAAGGAGAGAGAAGAAAUGGAAGAUGAGAGCAGUGAUGACAACGGUGUUGAUGUCGCCAAGUUGAAACACCAAGUCGGUAUCAACAAGAAAACGAAAAAGAAAGCUCGCCAGAUUGAAAAGGCCGUUGCGACGGUGAAGAAGAAGGAGCGCAAGAAGAGACAGCCCCAUGCUCUAAACUUUUCUGCAUUACAUCUCUUGCACGAUUCCCAAGGAUUCGCAGAGGAACUCUUUUCAAAGCAUCUGCAGAGCAGCAAGUCGAAACUGAAUCUGGAGCAAAAGCUCUUGGUCUUGCAAUUGGUGUCACGUUUAAUUGGUCUACACAAACUCACACUCGUUCACUUUUACUCUUACUUUUUGAAGUACCUCACUCCUCGGCAGCCCUCAGUUACAUCAUUCCUUGCGUCGCUUGCUCAGGCGACACACAACCUUGUGCCACCUGACGAGCUCGAGCCUUUGAUCCAGAAGAUUGCGAAUGAGUUUGUCAAUGAGGCUUCAGCCGGGGAGGUCGCUGCAGCAGGUCUGAACGCUAUCCGCGAGAUCUGUGUCAGACAGCCUCUGGCUAUGAACGAAACGUUACUCCAAGAUCUAGUACUGUACAAAAAGAGCAAAAACAAAGGUGUCAUGAUGGCUGCAAAGGGUCUGCUGGGUCUGUACCGAGACGUUGGUGCGGAUAUGUUGAAGAGACGUGACAGAGGCAAGGUAGCAUCUAUGGCGCUGAGUGCCGGAGAGAAGAAGGAAAUUCGAUUCGGUGAAGAAGCUGUUGGCGGGAUUGAAGGCCUUGAGUUGCUGGCGAAAUGGAAAGAGGAGGAAAGAAGGAAGAGGAGAAUUGAGCAGGGUCUUCCAUCUGACGGCGAGGAUGACGAAGACCUCGCAGAGGAAGAAGCAGCAGGGUGGGCUAAUUGGGAAGUUGAAGAUGAUGACAGUGACGACUCGGAGGGAUGGAUCAAUGUCGAGAGUGACGCUGAGAUUGAAUUAAGUGACUCGGACGACGACGCGCCUCCCUCCAAGAAGGCAAAACAGGCAACCGAUGAGACGGAGAAGAAAGAAGAGGAAACAGACCCAGACAAGCAAUGGAACAAGCUUGCCACCAGUCGAAUCUUGACACCUGCUGAUUUGGCCAAGCUGGCCGAACUCCGUUCCCAAGCCGCCGUGGACUCAUUACUCAAUUCACGAUCCAAACGUACACAAAAGGUACAGGAAGCCAUCAAUCGACAUAUCGACGAGCCUCUUACCGCCGCAGAAAUUGAAGGUCUCGCUUCGCUUUCCAAGGGUAAACUUACGCGCGAGGAAAAGAUUGCUCACGCCAAGGAAUCAAAGACCGACCGAGACGAGUUCAAGAGCAAGACUGCUCGCAAGAAAGAAAGAAAAGAAGCAGAUGGAAAGAGUACGACAAACAAGGAGAAGGCUCGCAAGAAGAACUUUUUGAUGACUCUGGGCAAGGCGCGGAGCAAGAACAAGCGCAGUCUGGUGGAAACGCGGGCAGUGCUGAAAGCUCAUCAUGACCGGAAGAAACGAGGUGGACGACGAGGAAACACUGGUUAG
This is a messenger RNA of Talaromyces marneffei, 2244 nucleotides long. RefSeq lists its product as uncharacterized. The transcript is spliced from 3 exons. Gene Ontology annotation, cellular component: nucleolus. The record is from RefSeq and is a predicted model, not a curated record. Lineage: Eukaryota; Fungi; Ascomycota; Eurotiomycetes; Eurotiales; Trichocomaceae. Bases 1 to 2244 code for a protein of 747 amino acids. Gene Ontology annotation, biological process: ribosomal large subunit biogenesis; ribosomal large subunit export from nucleus.